Molecule: messenger RNA, 7088 nt
Organism: Neoarius graeffei (lesser salmon catfish)
Lineage: Eukaryota; Metazoa; Chordata; Actinopteri; Siluriformes; Ariidae
Gene: adamtsl3
Product: ADAMTS-like 3
Exons: 31
Coding region: 145-5454 (1769 amino acids)
Biological process (GO): extracellular matrix organization
Cellular component (GO): extracellular matrix
Molecular function (GO): metalloendopeptidase activity
Source: RefSeq, a predicted model, not a curated record
CCUCAGCUGGACUUAAAGCUCGCGCAGAUCGGGUUCGCAUCUCUCCGCGUUCUAAAAUCCAAAUCAGCGCGUGACUUCCACUCCGGAGCGACGACGGCUGAUAUCACACUUCUGAGGAUUUUGGAUAAACACAUCGUUAUCAAAAUGGAGCUUUUGUUUCGUUCUGUGUGGCAGAUGAGCAUGACGUUCAUGCUCAUGCUUUCUGGGAUUCAGGCAGAAUCAAGUCAGUCUCAGAGUGCAUACUUCUUGCCUGAGUUUGCGUUGUCUCCACAAGGAAGCUUUCUGGAAGACACAACAGGAGAGCAGUAUCUCACAUAUCGCUACGAUGAUCAGACAUCAAGGACCACACGCUCUGAUGAGGAGAGGGACAAUGGAUGGGACGCUUGGGGAACAUGGAGCGAUUGCUCUCGCACCUGUGGAGGAGGAGCCUCUUACUCUUUACGGAGAUGUCUCAAUGGAGGGAAUUGUGAAGGAAGAAACAUCCGUUACAGGACAUGCAGCAACACAGACUGCCCUGCUGAGUCAGGUGACUUCAGAGCUCAGCAGUGCUCCGCCCACAAUGACAUCAAAUACCAGGGACAGACGUAUGAGUGGAUUCCAGUGAGCUAUGACCCGAUCUCGCCCUGUGCCCUUAAGUGCCAGGCUCGAGGGAAGAGCUUAGUGGUGGAACUGGCACCUAAAGUGCUGGAUGGCACUCGCUGUAAAGCAGAUUCUCUGGAUAUGUGCAUUAAUGGCAUAUGCCAGGAAGUGGGCUGUGAUAGGCAGCUGGGCAGCAACACUAAGCCAGAUAACUGUGGAGUGUGUGGAGGAGAUGGUUCAAGCUGCCGCCUGAUCCGAGGCCAAUUACAGAUCCACGUAUCAUUAGAGGAACCCCUGAAGACGGUGGUUGAAGUUCCGCUAGGAAGCCGAGGUCUGAGACUCACAGCCAAGGGUCCUGACAUCAUAAUGAUUGAAGCUCACAGUCUAAGCGACAGGAGAGAGGAGCUGGUGUUGAGCUCUCCAGGCUCAUACACUUUGGCCAACAGCUCUGUGGAUUAUCAGAGAGGGAGAGAAGCUGACAGACAUAUUCUGCGCUGCCAUGGGCCACUCACUGCAGACUUCACCAUCAAGGUGAAGUAUGUGGCUCCUAAAGACACAGUGGUCAUGUUCAUGUUCUACCAGCCGAUCCGCUAUCAGUGGAGGGAGACGGACUUCUUCCCCUGCUCUGUAAAGUGUGGAGGAGGCUACCAGCUGAACUCAGCCGACUGUGUGGACAUCCGCUACAACAGAACUGUCGCAGAUCAUAACUGUCACAGCUAUCCGGAGAACACUAAACCAAAACCCAAGCUGAAGGAGUGCAACAUGGAGCCCUGUCUUGAAAGCGACGGUUUCAAAGAGGUCAUGCCUUACGAUCACUUCCAGCCUCUUCCACGGUGGGAGCAGAACCCCUGGACAUCAUGUUCGGUACCGUGUGGAGGCGGAAGUCAGGAGCGCAGUGUGGUGUGUGUGGAGGAGGACAUGCGGGGCCAGAUUGUUCAGGUUGAGGAAUGGAAGUGCACACACUCCCCAUGGCCCAUCUCUAAACAGAGCUGUAACAAUUUUGAGUGCCCAAAAUGGUUGGCAAUGGAAUGGUCUCAGUGUACAGUAACCUGUGGCAGGGGUUUGCGUUACCGUGUGGUUGUGUGUGUGGAUCACCAAGGAGAACACACAGGAGGCUGCACCUCUGAACUCAAACCCCACAUCAAAGAGGAGUGCUUAGUGCCAAUCGCAUGUCACAAACCCAGAGAGAGUGUGCCCGUAGAAGCCAAAGUCCCAUGGCUAAAACAAGCCCAAGAAUUGGAGGAGACCAGAGUGGCCACUGAAGAGCCAAUCUUCAUCCCAGGCCCAUGGUCUCCCUGCAGUGUGUCCUGUGGCAUGGGCAUACAGAAGCGCACUGUGAAGUGCAAAGUGUUUCUCUCCUUCACUCAGACUGAGGUGGAUCUUCCUGACGAGGAGUGUGGUGACGAUAAGCCUCUCUCCCAGAGAUCCUGCACCCUUGACGCCUGCUCCAAACUGGCAGAUCCUCCACAGCACCCACAGGAAAAUCAGAAUAAAUCCUCCAAGAAAAACUAUGUUUGGGAAUAUAGGGGUUUCACAGCAUGCUCAGUCUCCUGUGCUUUAGGCAGGCAGAUGGCUGUUAUCCAUUGUGUAAGGGCUGGGCAAAGGGAGCUGGUGGAGGAUACACUCUGUGACGAGUCACUCAAACCCCACACCAUCAUGCGCAUGUGCAACCCUCAGCCUUGUCCUGCCAGAUGGGAGGUAAGCAUGUGGAAUGCAUGCUCAGUGUCGUGCGGCGUCGGGUUGCAGACUCGCAGCGUGUGGUGUGUGAGGUCUGUAGGAAUCAAUCAAAGUGAGCCAGCAUCAAACUCUGAGUGCCGAGGACCCCGCCCUACAGAGGUUCAGGCCUGCAAUCAAGUGCAGUGUGUCCCCACCUGGGAAACCACCGAGUGGCAGGAGUGCUCCAGUUCGUGUGGGAGAGGGAUGCAGUGGCGUAAUGUUUACUGCAGGCAACGUUUGGCCACAGGGAGCUAUCGCCGCUUGCAAGACGAGGAGUGUGACGGAGUUAAACCCGAUACACACCGGCCGUGUGUCAGCACACAGUGCCUGAAACCUCACCUCGUGGGUGGGGAGUGGUCCAAGUGCUCUGUGACAUGUGGGAAGGGAAUCCAGCGCAGAGAGCCUGUGUGUCGAAGGCAGACAACAUCUGGUCAGCUGGUCACUCUGGACAAAUCUGUGUGUAUCGGCCUUCAACCACCAUCUCUAAUCAGAAGCUGCCGAAUGAGUCCCUGCAACAAGCACAAGUACUCCAAGAAACAUUGUCCCCAGGUUCUGGGCCUCAAACGCAUCUACAUCCAGACAAAACAAGAGAAAAGGCUUAGCUUCACAGUUGGUGGACGUGCUUACCUUUUCCCAAAGACGUCAGUCAUUAUCAGGUGUCCAGUACGCUACUUUCCCAAAUCCCAGGUUCAUUGGGAGAAAGAUGGUGUGGACCUUCAGAGCUCCAAACAUCUGAUCAUUACAAAAUCUGGAGCCUUGAGGAUCUACAACCUGGAGGUUGGAGACAUUGGGCAGUAUCGCUGCUGGGCCGACCAGGAUUCAGACAUCUUCAUCCUAAAGUUGAUAGGCCAUGAUAACAGGCUGCUAGAACAUCCUGAGGGUAAGAAAUUGGUAAAGCAGAAAAUCAACAGCAGCUCCAGAACUUUUCCUAAUGGAGAGGGAGGUAUUGUUAGUUCCAAGUGCCAGGACCAGGAGGAAGUUUCUCUGGCUAAGAAGGUCCAGAAAGAUGGUCAAAGCUGGCUGCAAAAGAAUGAGCUUUAUCUGGAUGAGGAACAAACUAAGGAGCCUGGGGAUUCAAUGGAUUUAGGCAACUAUCUUCUAGCAUCUACUUCUACUAGUGAUGCUGUGAUUUCAGCAGCUUCAGGAGCCUUCAAUCUGGAGCCAGCGGAGUUUGAGGAACUCAUCAGAAACAUCAGCCAGCUUGCAGAAAAUGGAGAUAUGACAGAUGACCUUGCCUCACAGCUUAUUGGCAAGCUGAUGGAGGAGAUAGCAGCAUCUCAGGCUGCAACAGACAAGGAAACAAUCCGAGCAGAAAGCAAAUAUACAGACAGAACCCUUAACUCCUCUGAACGUUCUGGAAGGAAAAGUCUGAAGAGCAGAGCAGUUAUUGUUCGUCACACCUCACAUGGUUCCACCAUGAGCUUCCAGAGAGACCUCAGGAUCAAUGUGGGAAGGACUGCCUACAUAACCAAUGCCACUCGAAGCCUGACAAUUCUCUGUUCAGCUCAGGGUAUCCCAAUACCUACCGUGUCCUGGUCAAAAGAUGGACUACUGCUGCAGGCCAGUACUGGAGGACUGCACAUUGCAAACCCUGGCGCCAAAGACACUGGAAUCUACAGGUGCACAGCAAACAAUGAAAUGGGAUCUGAUUCAGAAACAACGCAGGUGCUGUUGGCUGAACACCCUGCUAUCAUGGCUUCUUGGAAGAACAUAUCUGACCUGCACAGUGCCAAUCUGAGAGUGGUAGUAGGAGGCAGAAUAAGAACCCAUAUUGGUGCCAGUCUCACUCUGGACUGUCCAGUUACAGGUGUUCCUCAGCCGAGUGUAAGCUGGCAUCGUUUAGAGGGCAAGCUGAGUGCCAGCAUCAUUUCACUCACAAAUGGCUCUCUGCUACUUCACAAUCUCACGCUGCAGGAUGACGGGACUUAUAGCUGCAUAGCCUCCAAUCCCAUUGGCAAAACCUCAGCCUCUAGCAGGAUCCACAUCGCUGAUGUCAAUGAGGCAGCAUCCAAUGAGAAAAGCUCCCCAGUGAAGGAUGUAAACAGGAAACGAGUCAUGAUGGCCUCCCGCACUGGAACAGUCAGUACAGUCAAACCUGGAGACAUCCUGAGGCUUGGAUGUCCAGUUGUCCCGAGCCACAAGAAACCCAUCAAAUGGUCAUUUGAGAAUCAAACCCUGAAGCAGACGCCGGGCCUACGCUACCGCAUACUUGCUGCAGGUCGAAUUCUCGAAGUGCAAACUCUGAGCAGCAGGUUUGAAGGACGCUUUGCAUGCCAAACCCACACCAAUGAUCAGAUGAUCUCUGCCUGGAUUCAUAUCCUCUCACAAGAAUUUGAGUGGCAUUUGGCUGAAUGGAGUGUGUGCAGUGCGAGUUGUGGAAAUAAAGGAUUUCAGAGCAGGAAGGUUCACUGCGUAAGUGGCAGCGGGCAGGAGAUGCCCCCCUCGUCCUGCCAACAUCUUCCUAAACCUUUCUCCCUAACACGGCCGUGUAACCUCCACAACUGUCCUCCCAGCUGGGGUUCCACCGUGUGGUCCAAAUGCUCCACGUCAUGUGGCCGUGGUUUCCGGCAGAGACGGGUGUCAUGCCAGCAUCUGGAGGCCAACGGGAACAUUCAGGUUUUGCCUGAUGCAGCAUGUGAAGGAACAUCACGUCCUGAAGACAGAGAGCCGUGUGUUUCAGGAGCUUGUGCUGAGUGGGUCAGUGGACCCUGGGAACAGUGUUCUGGCCGCUGUCUCGGUCCGGCUGUUGCAACUCAGAGAAGAAGAGUGACGUGCAAGAAACUGAAUGGCUCAGAAUCCAACACGGCCUGUGACCCCAGAGAAAGACCAGCCUCGGUAAGGAACUGCGCAUCAGAAAAGUGUGAUGUUCACUGGAGGGUGUCGCCAUGGAGAAUGUGCACUGCAACCUGUGGAAGUGGCUUCCAGUCGCGCAGGGUCGAAUGUGUACAUCGUCAGAACAACAAGACCCUCCCUGACCUCCACUGCGCCUGGCAGCGUCGUCCUGUCACCUGGCAACACUGCAACAUAACUUCCUGUGGCAACGAGUGUAAGGACACGACCCAUUACUGCGCAACGGUGAAACGCCUCAGGUUGUGCCCCAUCGAACUGUAUGCACAGAGAUGCUGCAAAUCCUGCUCAGAAGACACGGGCACUAUUUAGUGAUCGCUGAGCGUAGAUAGCAUCUCGAGCUUUUACAGCACACUUACUCCUGAACACUGCUCUUCUUUCCAAUCCAAGCACAUGUGGAACAAAUCUGAAGUGGAAGAACUCCAGGACUUUGCUGCGUAAACGAGGAGAGAGUGCCAUUUUUGGGACAUGGCCAAGUUUAAGUGGACGCUCUAUGUAAUUUGGACUAAAGGGCAUUUAUCUAGGCUGAAGUGAGUUCUGGGUGUGUGUUGGCAAUUCGCCGCUGACAGAGAAAACAGCACUAAUUCAGCUCUCUCCUCUCGUCAUUAUAUAAAGAUCAUUAUCAGCAUCAUGUGUGGAAUAAUUUAUAAGAAUGUGUUUUGCUCUAUAUUUAAUCAUCAGGAUGAGAAGCAGAAAAUAUCAGACCAUUCACGUGUGUGAAGGGAGGGGAAAAUAGGUACAGCUGAAGCGUACAUAAGGUAUUUACAGGAGUUGAAAAUCUGAAAGUAUUUCAAGGGCAAUGCUUUAUUUGAAAGUUAUCUAAAUAUUGAUUUCAUGACACAUAUAUAAGCAAGGAAUAACACGCUUAUAGAAUGACAUCUGAGUAUUGACUACUUCCACAUUACCCAUAAUGCUUUGCACCUUAGGGGGUAACCAAAGUACAAACUGAAACAACACGGUGUCUCACGCUGACAGUAAUCUUUCGAAUUUAAAUCUCCAUAAAACCUUCAAAGAAGUGUCAAAACUAACUAAACCAAAGCUUAAAGAACUCUGCAAAGCCUUUUCUGUGGACUUUGAGAAAUCAGUCGGUAAAAAAGCGUUCGUAAAUAUGGUAUCGAACGCUUUGAACCUCUCUACUUCGGGCGACAGUCAGCAGCCGUCUUCGUCUGUCAACACGAAUGUUCCAACUAUUACUGACCUGCACAAGUUAAAAGAUCGGCAGAAGAGCUGAGAAAGAAAGAUCGACACUGAUCAUAGAAGAAUCCACAGUGAAACGGUUUUUGCUGGGUGCUGGUUACGACGAGAAAGCAAUAAGAAAAUAGAAAACGCUUCGGGCACGGGAACACAAGCAAAGAACUCAGUCAGUAGUCAAGUAAGGACUGUAAACACAGCAGAACCGUCAAAUUUAUUUUUAAAAGUGUAUGUAAUGCCUUAUUGUAAUGCUUUAAAAUGAAUAUACAUAAUUAAUAAUGACCAAAAUGAAUUUUUAUUAAUUUUCCCCCUGCUUCAUUGCAGGGGGAAAAAUAAUAUAAACUAGACUGCAUUUCCGCAGAGAAAAUGCAAAGUGUGCUUGCUGAGCUAUAGCAGAACAGCUAGCAUGCUAAAAGCUAGCAUGCCAACAUGCUAAUGCCAACAUGCUACCAACUAGCAUGCUAACAGUUAGCAUACUAACAUGCUAAAAGCUAGCAUGUUAACAUGUUAAUGCUAACAUGCUACUAGAUAACAUGCUAACAGCUAACAUUCUAAUGAUUAACAUGCUAUUUGUUAAAAUUCUAACACUUUAAGGCUAAUAUGCUGACAGCUAUCAUGCUAACAGCUAACAGGCUAACAUGCUAAUGGCUAGUAUGUUAACUUUUAGCAUGCUAACACGCUGAGGGUGACAUGCUAACAUCUAACAUGCUAACAGUCAGCAUGCUAACAUGCUCAGGCGAACUCGCUAACAGCAA